CACAACUCUACUCUUUGGAGCACGAGAUGUUAACCACAAGAUUUGGACGCCUUCUGAGACCGUGCAGAAGACUUCCGAUCUGUUCGCCCAACAAAGUCAAGUUUUCCUCAUAUCCAGUCCCGCAAAGUUAUGAAGUUGAAGACGGGCGUGAGUUUAAAUGGCUGUGGCCGGCCUACAGGGAGAUGGAGAUGUUCAAAGCAGGACACGACAUCGGAUGCAAGCAAACAGGCGGACGCUACAGAUACAACACCGUCAAGCCCCUGGACCCUGGACACGUUGAACUGGCCCUGAGGCACUAUCAGAGGAAGAUCCCCAACUGCCGGUGCUUCUUCAAGGAACGUGACGGAAAGCUGUGGGUUUGUGAGGACCCAAAUCCUGACAUUGACUUCGAGUAUCUGGAAGGAGUCGAGAGCAGCGCCAUUAUAAAUGAGCACGUAAGUAAGCCUUUCUUCGGCGACCGCACGCCCACUUGGAGAGCGAGGCUCGUCCCCGUGCCCGCCGACGCCCCCUGCCCCAUGCCCGAAAUAAAGGCAGCUUUCCCCUACCAGUAUGACCUCGUUAUGAUGCCCCACCACUCAUUCGUUGACGGGGUCAGCAUGUCUAUUCUCACUGGCAAACUUGUGGGACUGCUGAACGACGUCAUAGCCGGACGACCCAUAAACGACGAGCCUUUUGGGGUCUACGUGAACAAUAAGGAAAUCAACGGGAUCGAUAAGCAGAUCGCACAGAAUUUCGAGAAGGAACCCGAGAAGCUCGAGCUCAUGAAGCAAGAGAUUUUGGCGUGCAACACCACGCCCCUCCUUCUCAAGGCCUUCCCGCCGCCUGGAGGGAAACCGGCAACCAAGUUUGUGUAUCAGACUGUCAAGCAGCAAUCUCUGGCGUCCUUCACGGCAAAGUGCAAAGCCAAUGGCGUGACGUUCAACAGUGGAAUGGAAGCUGUGAUUAAUACCGCCAUUAUAGAGAUGGCGAGGGAGGCGGGAGUGGAGGGGGAGUCUCACCAGAUAAGCACCCAUCUGGCCACGGAUCUGAGACGCUACAUGAAGCGCCGCUCCCUCCCGAUCCUCGGCUUGCACGUGCGCCCCACUGUGCACAGGAUGGAGACGCCCUUCGACGUCCGGGACAACUUCUGGGACUACACCAGGAAGCUCCACCAGAGGCUCUCGCUUCUCCUGAAGUCCGGCGAGGCCCUUCAGCAGAGCGUGGUGAGGGAGAUGACUCUCCUGCAGCUCCACGCAGCAGGGACCGUAGCCCACUUAGACUACGGCCUCACUAACGUCGGGGAUCUGACAGCUGUUAUACCAGGCGUCGGGGAGCACCUCCAGCAGACGGACCUCGCUAUGAUCGGUUGUACACAUUCCUUUGGAUUUCCGAUGCUUCACCAGAUCUACACCUUCCGAGGACAUUCGCCCUACACACUCGCCUACGACGCGUCCUACAUGGCAAAGGAGACUGCUGUAGUACUCACGGACAAGAUUCUGAAACUUAUGCACGAACUUGGGACAUCGCCCUAAGAAGCUAGAAACGAAGGGGUUUAAUAGCAGGAGUGACCAGACAGGAAACUUUUUCUUUCCUCCACACUUCUUAGAGGAAAAGUUUUCGAUGAUUGUGAAAACAAAAGAAAAUUACUUUUAUAUAUUCUGAUGCGAGUUUAUCCCAGUACUUGCUCUCUUUCCACAGAACAAAUUCUGUUACAAUUAAAACAAGAAAAAAAGGAAAAAAAUAUGAAGCCAAAGGACAGAGAAAAGGAGAGGUAUUUACAUCUAGGUCCCAACCAUUAUAUUUUUAAGCCCUUUUGAAGUAAAGAGGCUGCAUUCGAGAAAAAAAAACUAGAAUUAGAGAGAUGCAGAGAUAAACAAAUAGAUAGAGAAAUGAACUUUAUGGAAUUUUAGGUCUCAAGUUUAGACUUACUAAUAGUGUAUAUGUAAAUCAUGAACUGCAGUCUCAUUUUCUGAUAGGUCAAUAUAAACCUUCGAAUGGUAUAAGUUCCUAAGGAUUUUUACAAUUCUGUUUUAUUUGUCUCCAAUCGUUCUUAGUGAUUACUUAGUAGUGUCUAUAUUUACCAAUAGGGUAAAUAACAAAAUAUAUGACGUUAUUUGUGUGACUUCGGUAUUACAAAAUAUCGAUAUAAUUUUUACUAUCUUGUUCAGUUUACCAUUGAAAUAAUAAGAUUUUUUUUUUUGCUAUUUCGGUAUUGCAUAAUAUCGGUCUAUUUUUACUAAGAUUUUCAGAAUUUCUGUUUUCUUUUAUUUUUUAUUUUUCUCUUUUCGCAGACUGAGUGUAUUUCUUGAUUACAUUUUAUGACACGAUUAUCAAAGGCAUUAUAUUAAUAACAUUAUUAGAUUUUAGAUACAUGACGAUGGAAUAACAUAAGAUAUUAAAUCCUGAAUGAAUUAGGAGAUUAGAUAUAUCAUAUGACGAUGGGUUAAUGUAAAUCAUUACUUCCUGAAUGAAUUAAAUAUUGAAUAUAUGACGAUGAGUAAAUAUAAGAUAUUGAUUCAUAAACGAAUUAAGAUAUUAGAUCUAUGACAAUGGGUUAAUAUAAAAUAUUAAUUCCUGAAUUGCAUUACGACUAUAUAUAUAUGACGAUAGGUUAAUAUAUCAACAAUAUUAAUUCCUGACUGAAUUAGACUUUAGAUAAAUCCUCUUUUACUAGACUUACUAUUUAUCGUUUGAAUUUAUAUCUUAAAGGGGGGAGGGGGGGUUGUUCUGUUUUAACUUUAGACUCAAAAAUAUAAACGGAGAGGAAUUUUGAGUUGGCAGCUGACUAACAGACAUUUCUUUUUCUGUUCUUUAUACCAAUGUGUUAAGAAAUUUCCUUUCCUGAUAUUAGAUUUUCUUUUUCUUUUUCCUUAUAAGGUGGAUAAUGAAAUGUGCUUUUCAGUAGAGUAGGAAAGAUUAGAACAGAAGAAAAAAAGGAAAAUAGCACCGUAUCUAUUUGUCCUUGAACAAAGAUAAGAUAAGAAAUGAUUUUAUUUUGUUCUAACUUCUGUUGUACGAAGAUUAAGUGAUGAAUGUAAAUGAUGAAUGGAACAUCAAAAUAAACUUAAACAGUAUUUUU
Penaeus indicus is the source of this 3058-nucleotide messenger RNA. RefSeq lists its product as uncharacterized. The record is from RefSeq and is a predicted model, not a curated record. The transcript is spliced from 6 exons. NCBI's taxonomy places the organism in Eukaryota, Metazoa, Arthropoda, Malacostraca, Decapoda, Penaeidae. The coding region runs from base 27 to 1511 and encodes 494 amino acids.